CGUAUGUACUUCGUGCUGAGUGAUCAGCGAGUUCUGCCGCGCGAUUUACGAGUUCUUUAUCUUUAGCGGCGACUCGGCGCGGCUUUGAUACUGGAGUGGAGUUUUAAACAUGAGUGAUACUGGUCACGCGGAUAUGUUGACCACCGACACCGCGCGACUGACAGCUGAUUCCGGCUUCAGUGAAUUGUUGAGAUCGGCGGAACAGUUGUCCGCAGCUGUCGAGGGAAAUGAGGAUCUGCCGCAGGUCGAGAGGAAUCUCCGGCAGAUAUUGGAGGCAUCCAACGAACUGUGGUCUCGUGUCACGCAAACCAGCACUCAAGACAACGAGGCGCAAGCGCAUCUUUUAUUGGGUUCCUUGGGAAUAGAUUUGCCACAAAUCUCGCAGAAAUUGAACUCACUCAGUGCAAGGCGCACGUUUGAGCCCCUGGAACCUAUCGCGGAUACUGACGUUGUCAGUUAUCUCAGAAAUGAGAAGGAAAAUGCAAUCCUUUCCAUCAUCGAGCAGGUCCACAAGGAUACAUUUGAGCUUACCGGAGCUCAACAAAUGGAGUAUAUGCUGGGCAAAUGGAAGCAGAUGCGUUUUGAGAUAAUAAACGCGAUGACCGCACCGUCCGGUGAACUGGUGGAUUUGCGUGGGGCGCCACAACGUACAAAGCUAGCUGGUUCGAUGGUCAGCGGUCUCUCCAAUGUAGAAGUUGCAUACGUCAAGGAGCUGCAGAAUUACAACGAUCAUGUGCUGAGGGGUAUCACCCGGCCUAGCCUGUUCGUCGCGUUUCUCAAGGCCUCUGAGUCCUUUAACGACAAGAAGAUCGUUGAUUUAUGGCAGAUGGUGAGAUGCAUGAUCGAUAUUCCGCCAAUACCGAGGAAAGAUCAGAUCAAGUCUAGAAGCACUCCAGCGACCGAACAGAAGAUCGUCUCGCAAGCCAAGAAGUAUCUGGAAAACCGAUACAGGGACUUCAUGAAUUCGAUAAUCAGUGAGAAUCUCGUACAGGCGAAACGCGGUGGCCUUCCGGGUACCUUACCUCUGGUCAAGAGCUUCGUGGGUCUCAAAGUGCAAAGCAUGAGGGAUCUGGAGGACGUCGUGGUCGAGGACAAGCCACUGUGGCCCUUGGUGUACUACUGCAUGCGAUCCGGCGACUACAGAGCCGCGUUGCAGUGCCUGGACCAGUGCAGCGUGGAGUUUCCGAAAUUCAAGGCGGCUCUCGAGGAAGCUUGCGACGAUCCGCAGCAGCGUGCGAGCAGCCGCGCGGAAUCCAUUCUCAAACUGCAUUACAGGAAACAAGUGCGAUCUGUCAACGAUCCGUACAAGAGGGCGGCACACUGUGCGUUAGUACCCUGCGAGCCGGACGACCUACAUUCCGAAGUUAUAGCCACUGCCGACGAUUAUUUGUGGUUGAAACUGUGUCAAGUGAGAGAUCAGGAAGACUCCGAGAACAAACUCACGUUGGAUUACUUGCAGACCACAAUCUCGGAAAUAUACGGGGAAACUUACUAUCACGCACAUGAACAGCCAUUUUUGUAUUUCUCGAUGUUGUUCCUGACCGGACAGUUCGAAGCGGCAAUAGAAUUUUUAGCGACAGGUGCCGGUGCGAGACAUCUGCCGCAUGCGGUGCACCUCGCGGCGGCUAUGCACGAGCACAAUUUGUUGUCCGUCAGUCAGAGCGUUCUAGCGCCUCUGAUAAGCGUAGAUCCCGCCGAUAAGCCACCAGCGAAAAGACUGAAUUUCGCCAGACUGAUACUGUUGUUCGUUAAGAGAUUCGAGUUGUCAGACCCGAAAGAGAGUCUUCACUAUUUAUUUUUAUUGAGAUGUAUGAAGGAUCCGUAUAAUCGUAACAUGUUCGCCGCGGCCGCCGCGGAAAUGGUAGUAGACGCUUCUCCCGCGAACCGCGUCUUGCUAGUCGGCAGGCUCGAGAAGGAUCGGAGAUUGCCAGGAAUCUUGGAUCAAUUCCAGAUCAAUUCGGACGACGUGAUUAAUAUCUGUGCGGAAACGUUGUACAGGAAAGGUCUGCUGGAAGACGCGGUCGUCAUGUACGACCUGGCUGGUAAUCACGACAAGGUUCUCACUUUGAUGUGCACGCUUCUGACGCAAGUGGUCAGCCAGAAGGGAUCGCCCGACUCCCGCAGAACGCGAUUACAAGCUACAGCUAUGGAUAUCAGUACAAGAUACAAAGACAUCGCGAUUCAAGCACCCUCCGAAGUGGUGUCUUCGUUCUAUACCUUGAGGAACCUCAUGGUGUUCUUUGAUCAGUUCCACAACGAGCAGUAUCAGAGUGCCCUUAGGACGAUCGCGGACUCGAAGUUGUUGCCUCUCCACGUGAAGGACGUCGACGAAAGAGUGAACGCUCUACGUCGAGUGUCGCCCGAAGUUGCUGGCACGUUGGCCGACGUUCUCCUGGCCACUAUGACAAUAUUAUACAGGCAGUAUCAGAAACUGCGAUCGGUAGAACCGGGCGAUGAGAUCGCGAGGGAGCAGCAGCUGCACGACCUCCGCGAACAGGCCCGAGCGUUAACGAGCUUCGCGGGCACCUUGCCGUACCGUAUGCCAAACGAAACCAACAGCAAACUUGUACAGAUGGAGAUCCUUAUGCAUUAAAAUCGAUUGUCAUUAAGCGUUGUCACUAAAA
Molecule: messenger RNA, 2624 nt
Organism: Ooceraea biroi (clonal raider ant)
Lineage: Eukaryota; Metazoa; Arthropoda; Insecta; Hymenoptera; Formicidae
Product: nuclear pore complex protein Nup93
Biological process (GO): protein import into nucleus; poly(A)+ mRNA export from nucleus
Cellular component (GO): nuclear pore
Molecular function (GO): structural constituent of nuclear pore
Source: RefSeq, a predicted model, not a curated record